AUGCACCCCAAACAGAAAACCACUGUCAUCGACAUCCUGCUGGGCUACUACACGGACGAAGCGCUGGCUCAAAUGCUGAGCUUGGCGAAGAAGAACCCGAGUACGGAGAAGCUGAAAGACCCGACAGAAGUCUCCAAGCUGCUGAACGCGGGUACGUCUGAUGCGCUCUUGCAAACGUACGUCAGCAAGUACAACUGGGCGCCGCAGCUAGAAACGUGGCUCGAGUACGUCGACUUCUUCAAGACGAAGCACCCUGGAACGCAAGAGUCGACGAACGCGAUCUUGACAGCACGCUAUGGAGACGAAGCUCUGGCGAAGAUGAUUAUUGAGUUAAAGGCGAAACCCGACACAGCGAAACUCGCAAAAGAAAUGGAAACGGAGCAGAUGAAAGGGUGGAUGAGCAGUCAGACGUCACCCCAUCUCCUGUUCGAGUUGCUGGAUUUGAAAGGGGCAGGCGACGAUCUCUUAGCGGAUCCACUUUUUAGCAUUUGGGAAUUCGACGAUGAAGCUCUCACCAAGAUUAUCAUCGUCGGCAAGAGUUACUCGAAAACAUCGCAAAGAGCCAAGGCACUACAGAAGACCCAACUUUCGAAGUGGCUGGAAGAAAAACAAGCUCAGGACUUUGUAUCCAAGUGGCUGAAGGUAAAGGGAACAGCAGCAGACAGUGUGGAAAGACUGACUUACCGAAAGUACCGCGAGAGCUACAAUGCGAAGUAUGAAUAG
This is a messenger RNA of Phytophthora sojae, 723 nucleotides long. RefSeq lists its product as hypothetical. Lineage: Eukaryota; Oomycota; Peronosporomycetes; Peronosporales; Peronosporaceae. Bases 1 to 723 code for a protein of 240 amino acids. The transcript is spliced from 4 exons. The record is from RefSeq and is a predicted model, not a curated record.